CCCGGGAAAGAGGAGUCCCUCUACCUUCUGCCAGAGAUUCUAUAAGAGAACAAAUUUCUUUGGCAGCAUGCAUGUCGGCAACGCGCCAUUGAUAUAGGAGAGAGAGGUCGGCAUGGCACAGCGGAAAGAAAAAUCCAAUCUUCGAGGAGAAUCUGCUAAAGAAACCCCUAGCAAGCAUGAAGCAAGCAGUGCUGGCAGCAAAAUUCCCAGAGAAUCUGCUAAAAAAACCCCUAGCAAGCGUGAAGCAAGCCAGUCGCAUGUUCCUGAAGUGGAACCUGCAGCACAUAAAGUGCCCAAAUUAGAUGCAGAAUCCGUCCACAAAGGUGGAAGCUCGACUACGACAGCGGAGCUUCAUCUUGUCGACGAAUCAGAUGGAACUCGAUGGACAAUUCAAGACAAGACGGUAAUCGAUCUGCGUAAAAGGUACAAGUCUGCCCCUGAUCAGAAGACGAAGGAAGAAAUAGUAAAGCGUCUUCAGUCAUAUGUUGCUUCGCUGACCGAAAACGGUGGGACAUCCCAAGAAUCCAAAAACAAUUCAAAUAGGUGUUCAAGCCAUCAGCCUCGCAUGGCAAAGGCCUCGGAUUUGGGGAAGAUUACUGGGAACCUCCAGAAGUUGAAACUCGGCGAAAAUCCUCAGGUUUUUAUGUCAAGCACCAAGAUUCAGGCUAGCCAAUCGGAUAAGCAAUUCCAAGACUCAAAGAAAGGUGGCACAAAAGGUGAUUUAGAUGGGAAUCGCAUGGACGUGGACAAGAAGUCAAGGCAUCAGCCAUCCAUUCGAGGUUCUGGGCGUUUGCCACGAGACAAUAAAUGAUUGAAUGAAUAAAUCUUUUGAUAACCUUAAGACUUUAUGGCCAGAUACGAUCAAGGCUCUACAUGAAUAAAUCUCAGCUGUUUAUCUAACUAAUGAUGGCAUGUUUCAUGGAACUGGUAGUGCUAGUUGUUCCUGGGGGAGCAGGAGAUGAUCCUGUGCUUCUUUGUUGGUGAUAACCUCUGUGACUGUUUGCCUCUCCAAAGAGGUUCUAUGUAGAUUAUUCUUCGUUUUUCUAAUGAUUCGGGUGGUUCUAUGAUUCUA
Molecule: messenger RNA, 1072 nt
Organism: Phoenix dactylifera (date palm)
Lineage: Eukaryota; Viridiplantae; Streptophyta; Magnoliopsida; Arecales; Arecaceae
Source: RefSeq, a predicted model, not a curated record